This is a messenger RNA of Gracilinanus agilis (Agile Gracile Mouse Opossum), 3829 nucleotides long. It is a transcript of the gene SALL4, whose product is annotated as spalt like transcription factor 4. Gene Ontology annotation, cellular component: nucleus. The transcript is spliced from 6 exons. The coding region runs from base 1 to 3432 and encodes 1143 amino acids. The record is from RefSeq and is a predicted model, not a curated record. Gene Ontology annotation, molecular function: DNA-binding transcription factor activity, RNA polymerase II-specific; RNA polymerase II cis-regulatory region sequence-specific DNA binding. Gene Ontology annotation, biological process: regulation of transcription by RNA polymerase II. NCBI's taxonomy places the organism in Eukaryota, Metazoa, Chordata, Mammalia, Didelphimorphia, Didelphidae.
AUGUCGAGACGCAAGCAGGCGAAACCCCAGCACAUCAACUCUUCUGAGGAGCCGCAGCAGCUUCAAGAUGCGGCAGCCUGCGCUUCGGUCGCCGCUGCUUCCUCAGCCACGACCCCCGCUGCCGCCGCAGCAGAGCACGUUUAUCUGGACCUGGGGUCGGCCGGGUUUAUCCCUCGGGGGAUACGAACUGUUGCGCACGCGACCUACUCUGGGCUCGUCGCCCACCACCACCCAGAUAUUGCCCUGAAGCGAUUGUACGACCAUGCCAGGUUGUCUGGUUUAUGUGGUCCACCAAAUUGCCCUGGAGAUGGAGAUGGAAUAAGAGGAAGAAUUAAACGAUGUAGAACUGAGGAAACUAAUAUCUGUGAGAAAUGCUGUGCAGAGUUCUUCAGCCUUUCCGAAUUCUUGGAACAUAAGAAAAAUUGCACUAAAAAUCCACCCGUCUUAAUCAUGAAUGACAAUGAGGGGACAGCACCUCCUGAGGUCUUUGCAGAAAUUACCCCAGCCCCAUCAGAAAAUUUUCCAGCUCAUCAUUUGGAAAGUCAGAGCAGUAAGGACAGUCGUUCAAAAAAUUGCACUGGUUCUGUGGACAAGAAAGAGAAGUCUGGUGGGGAGACAGGAACCUAUCUCAAAACAGAACCCACUGUCCCUCCUACACCCCACGGGAUAAGCUACUUACCAAAAGGCAAAGUUCCUAACACUAAUGUGACUUUACAAACACUACGGGGGACCAAAGUAGCUGUGAAUCAGAGGAGUGCUGAUUCUAUGUCUUUACCAGUCCAGGGCUUUAACACCUUUCCUAUGAUCCUGGAACAGCUAAUGAGUCUCCAGCAACAACAGCUUCAGCAAAUCCAGCUCACAGAGCAGAUCCGUGUGCAGAUGACCAUGAUGGCCACCAGUGGCCACCCAUCAGUGUCUCAUGGAUCUGAACCUCUGAAAACACUGGGUACUCAUAUGUCCCAGCAUCUCUCUACUGCUUUGGCUUUAGUUGGACAGAAGGCUGGAAGCCAGAGCCUGUCACUGGAAUCCAUAAAACAAGGCAAACUACCUCAUGCCAAUAUAGGCAUCCCAACUGCUGGUUCAGUAGCCUCUGGGAUGCCAUCUUUCUCUUUAAAGCCUGAUGCAAACAGAAUCCUUCCUAAUGCGAUGUCUCGUCUUCCAAAUCCUUUACUACCUCAGUCAUCAGGUUCCGUUCUUUUCCAGAACCCAUUCCCUCCAGUAUCUUCAGUGUCUUCUGUGCUGGACCCAUCCAAAAAAGGGAAGGGGAAACCUCCCAACAUCACUGUUUCUGAGAGUAAACCAAAUGCUGAGGAGCCCUUCUUCAAGCACAAAUGCAAGUUCUGUGGCAAAGUGUUUGGAAAUGACAGUGCCUUGCAAAUUCAUCUCCGUUCCCAUACUGGGGAGAGACCAUAUAAAUGCAAUAUCUGUGGCAAUCGCUUUACCACUAAGGGGAAUUUGAAGGUUCACUUCCAGCGCCAUAAGGAUAAAUAUCCCCAGAUAAAAAUGAAUCCCCAUCCAGUCCCUGAAAACCUGGAUAACCUGACAAGUGCCGGUGGGAUGUCAUGUGGAAUAACUGCCAUACCCUUAGAUGAAUCAAAUCUGAUUAUGGACAGUAAACCUCCCCUGACCACUGGAGCCCCUUCCCUAGGUUUACCUCAAAGUCUCUCUUCUCUGACCCCCAAAGACUCACUUAGUGGUGCUUUCCCCAAUGAUCUACCAUCGAGGCCUUCCCCAGAGAGUGAAGGGGGUUCCACAUCUUCAGGUUUGGCCAGUCAUGAAUCUGGGACAGAGCAGAGCUUGAGUUCCCCACAGGCUGGUAGUAGUAGCCUUGGUGGUUUUCCAGGCGGUGGGGCCACUGAGCAGGGGUCAGAGACUUUAAAGCUUCAACAACUGGUAGAAAACAUCGAUAAGGCUACCAGUGACCCCAAUGAAUGUAUCAUCUGUCAUCGCGUUCUAAGCUGUACAAGCUCAUUGAAAAUGCAUUAUCGCACUCAUACUGGGGAGAGACCUUUCAAAUGCAAGAUCUGUGGAAGGGCCUUCUCUACAAAAGGCAAUCUUAAGACUCAUUAUGGAGUUCACCGAGCCAACACUCCUUUAAAAAUGCAGCAUUCUUGCCCCAUUUGCCAAAAGAAAUUUACCAAUGCAGUUGUGUUGCAGCAGCAUAUCCGAAUGCACAUGGGUGGCCAGAUUCCUAACACCCCUAUGCCUGAGAAUUCCUGUGACCAUGUUGAUAUGGAUCCAGCUGUUAUUGGUGAGAAAAAUGGAGAUGCCAUUGCCAAUUGCAUUGAUGAGACCAUUGAAAGCAUUGUUGAUAUGGAAGAUUUAGAUUCCCAAGAUGUUCCUAGUGGCUCAUCUAAGCCAUCUACUCCAUUUACUGAAGCUCAGCCAGAAACGCCAGCUGUGGCAUUUACCAGUGUAUCAGAGCCUCCAGGGAAAACGGGCAAUCCCCCUCUGAGCCUGCAAAGGCAAAGUAGCUUGAAGUCUAGUUCUGCUGAAAGCGAUGGCAUGACCAACGACUCCUCAUCUGUCAUGGGAGAUCACGAUUAUCAAAAUGGCCGCAGUCCAGAGUCUGCAUCCUUCCAGGCAUUAUCUCCAACAAAUAGUCAAGCUGAAAGUAUUAGGUCCAAGUCACCUGGCUUAACCAAUCAUGAUGACAUGGGAAAUAAGGCCGAAGGACCCGAAAACCCUCCAGCAGAAACUGAAGGUCGAGGUAACAUUCCUGCUACUUUUGUCAGAAUGCCACCGGCCUUGAUCAAAGCUGAAGCUCCUGGGGAGCGUCCUGUAAGCAAUAACCCAUAUUCUGGACCUCCUGCUUUGUCCCCAGGGGUGACACCUUUGCUGGUGGCCCCACCCCGACGCACUGCCAAGCAGCACAUUUGUACCACCUGUGGGAAGAACUUCUCAUCAGCCAGUGCUCUUCAGAUCCAUGAGCGUACUCAUACUGGUGAAAAACCUUUUGCAUGUACCAUUUGUGGAAGGGCCUUUACAACCAAAGGAAAUUUGAAGGUCCAUGUUGGAACCCAUAUGUGGAAUAACUCUGCCCGACGUGGAAGGAGAUUAUCUAUUGAUAACACCAUAGCAUUGCUGAGUAAUGAUGUCAAGAAGGUAUCUGAGAUGUUUCCAAAGGAUAUAGUUCCUCCUGCGGUGAUGAAUCUUGAUUCCACUGUUUGGAACCAGUAUGCAGCUGUGAUUAACAAUGGCUUAGCAAUGAAGACUAAUGAGAUAUCUGUGAUCCAGAGCAGUCCUAUCCCUGCCCUACCAGUUCCUGUCAGCGGUGGAGGAUCUGUAAUGAAUAACGCCCCAGUCUCCAAGAUAGAUGGGUCACAGUCUGGGAUUAGCCCUGAUGUUAUAGAGAAAACUAGUGCUAAUGACAGUGUUCCAAAACAUCAAUUCCCUCACUUCCUAGAAGAAAACAAGAUUGCAGUCAGCUAAAAAGGAAGCAAAUAGACACUUAUUUUAAAAAAGAGAAAGAUUCCAAACCAACUACCGGGAGUGUUUUGUUUUUGUUUUUCAUGUCUAUGUGCAAAAUGACUGUAGUUGUCUUUAUUCUCUGGGCAGCUCUACAAUCAUCUUGUUGCUUUGCAAAAAAGAAACACAGAAUAGGAAUUCUUCUAUUUGGAAAGAUGCGGGUCUUGCAAAGUAGCUUUGUUAUUUAAACUAUAGUCUUCUCCAGACUAUAGGAAUUGUACAUCCAAAGAUUAGUUUUGCCUCCAUUAAAGGUGCUGCUUAUGAGCUUUGUCAGUGAAGUGAGACUAAAGACAACCCUGAGCAGUAAUGGGGAAAAAAACAACUAUUUACGGGGGCUACUGUUUAUGCGGGUUAAAUUGUA